AUGAAUGAUGACAGAAGAUCAGAACUGCUGCAGCUGAACCUCGAAGCUUGGAACGGCGAAGAUGUUUUUCCGCUUACGAAUAAGAAACCCGACUCUAGUAUGAAGAGAAAUACCGGCUUUAUAAGGAAACUAAGGCAAGGCAUCACGAAAGAUACAAAGGCAAAUCUGCUCAAAGAUAUUGCCGAGCUUUCAUUGACAAAAUACCUAUCAGAACUAGUGGUUACGGCCAAUGAGGGUUUGAGUAAAGCUUCAAACAAAACGGAGGACAUUCAUGCAUGUGUCGAAGUCAUUAGCUCAUUGCACCAGCGGUUUAAUCAUCAGUUCACACCAGCUUUGAUGGAACUAUUCCUACAGAACUUCACUGUCUGUCAGGUUGAAAGUGAAAACGAAAAGGAAGAAACCGCCAAGGUGGCGAAACUACGCUCAAAUAUCAGAAUCUUUACUGAGCUUUACCUUGCCGGACUUUUCAAUAACGUGGAAUUUAUAUCCAAGGAUAACCUGCCCUCAUUUAUUGCGAAAAGAUUGGCCAAGAAGGAACCCAUAAUUUUCACAGUUUUGAAGGAAACUCUAAACUACCGAUUCAAAACAGGUUUACCAACAACGGUAGCUUCAUCUUUCGUCACAAAGUUUCCACAAUUCUUUUCAGAUGACGCCGAUCAGGAUUCAUCACUCAUUGAUUCAGAUACGAGAAAGCUUCUUAUUUCACUUUUCAAAGCGUUUAGCGAAGCUUCCAUCUCUCAACUCGUCGAACUCAGCAAGACGCUCAGCAAGUUGUUGAAGGAACACCAAAAAGCACAAAUUAGAACUGGAAAAAGCACCGAUGAGUAUAUUGAAGAGCACGAUAGAAUCAUUCCAUCGUUUGAAAGAUUUCGAACCGCUGUAGAGAUCCUCACGGACGUAUUUGGCAUAGAUGCGCCUACACUCGAAAAAGCACCAGAGGAUGUUGCCGUGAACUCGAGCCCCGUAAUCGUAAACCAGCAAAAGUCAGCAUCGGAUAAAAUUUGGGAAAACGAAGAGAUGAGACGUUUUUACGAGGUACUUCCAGAUCUGUCAGACGUUAUGGAGCUCUCAGACGAAAAAGUCUCGGCCGAUUCUCAAAAGCUCAAUGAAUUUUUCCUCGGCUUGGAAAUGGCAGAUACGAAAGAAGCAAUCGAUGAGUUAUCUUCAAGGUUCUGGGCCGACUCACUGAAUAAAAAGGCCACGAGAAAAAGACUUUUGAAGUUUUUCGUUGAGACUGUGGAUUGGAGUAAACUGAAAAUAUACGCUCGUUUUGUUGCGUCUAAUUCGGAAAAUUUGUCAGACGUGACAGAUGAACUCAUUCAAUAUUUGGAUAACGGUUUCAGGAGCCAGCUAUGGUCCAACAAAAUCAACGUCAAAAAUAUCUUAUUUUUCAGCGAAAUGGUGAAGUUCGGGCUUGUUCCAUCCUAUCUCAUCUUCCACAAGAUCAGAACUUUGACAAUGAAUAUUCAAAUACCGAACAACAUCGAAAUUCUCACAGUUCUUUUCGAAAAUUUUGGUAAAUUUCUCAUAAACAGUCCUCAAUACAAGGCGCAGAUGGAAAAGAUGAUUGACUUGAUUCAGCAAAAGAGAAAGGAGCACGAUUUGACAGUAAGCAAUAAAUGUGCUUUGGACAAUCUUUUAGUCUUGAUUUACCCACCGUCUUUGAAAAGUCUCAACUCGGCAUCCAGAGAACUAUCAGCGGAACAAAAGUACUAUCGCAUCCUUCUACGCAAAGAACUUCAUUCGCUACCACCCGAGAGAUUGGUGAAGCUUGUACGGCGUGCUCACUGGAAGGAAGAGUCCAUUCACAAGACGAUGGUAUCUCUAUUUUCCAAACCUGAGAAAAUAAGCUACCAGUCGCUGGAUCUGCUUGCGACCGUACUUAAAGGUUUAUUUCCUUACUAUCGAAAUUUUGUCGUCCAGGUCAUAGAUGGUGUUCUGGAGGGUAUAGAAAGGGGACUAGAGAUAAAUGACUUUUCUUUAAACAUGGUGAGGAUUGCCCAGAUGAGAUACCUAUCUUCGUUGUACAAUAACAACUUACUAAAGAUAGAAGUCGUGCUUGACAUUCUGUUUAAGGUUCUUCUAUCUGGAAGUACACAAGAAGGUCAUUUUCCGGUAUUUGACAACGACUUUGACUCCCCGAGCAGCUACUUCCGCAUCCAUUUAGUCGUCACUACAUUGCUCAGCAUACCCGACUUGUCCCCGAAUAAGCUGAAGAAGCUUCUUGUCUUUUUACGCCUGCUUGAAUUUUACACUCUUAGCAAGGAUCAACCGUUACCAAUGGAGGUUGAAGUAAAGAUUUCAAGAACUUUCAACAGAUUUACAGAGAAUCAGCAAUUCGAAAGAUGCAAAGACGUGGUGGACAGUGGCAAAAAGCUAUUGGAGUGUUUCUCAACACAGCAAGGCAGUGAACUAAACGGGAGACCUGUUGAAGUGGAUCUGGAUGAUGACGACGACGAAGAAGAAGAUGAUGAUGAGAUGUAUGAGGAUGACGACGCUUUAAGUAAAGACGGCGAAAAAGAAAUGGAGAGCGAGUACGAAAUCGCCGACAAUAUCGAGAGCGCUGUCAAAAAUUCCAGCGACGAAACGGAUAGCAGUAGUAGCGACUCUGAUGAUAGCAAUUACGCAGAAGAAGAAGAUGAUGACUCUGAUGACGAGUUAGAGCGAAGGCGUAUGCAAGAAGCUCAUAUAUCGAAGUUGAGGUCUGCAGAAGAAAUAAAGGCGGAGGAGGACCUAGAAAGACAGUUUCAACAAUUGGUUCAAGAAUCUCUGGAAAGUCGUAGAAAUGAGAAGACGUCCUCGAGCAAUAUUUCAAUGAUACCCUCGGGCUAUAGCACAAGUUCCGAAACUGGCAGAAUUUCUGCCCCUCCGACUCCUCAUGAAAGUCAUGAACUAAAAUCCAAAAAGGUGGCAUUUACAUUCUUAAGCAAGUCUGGAAAGAAAACUCAAGCAAGAAAAUUAGAACUCCCUCGAAACGUUACGUUUGUUUCAGGAGUGUUGGAAGAGGAGAGAAAGCUCAAAGAAGAGAGAGAAAAGAUUAAAAACAUAGUUUUAAGCCAGAAAUUUGAGUAA
Molecule: messenger RNA, 3072 nt
Organism: Lachancea lanzarotensis
Lineage: Eukaryota; Fungi; Ascomycota; Saccharomycetes; Saccharomycetales; Saccharomycetaceae
Gene: NMD2
Product: LALA0S05e04082g1_1
Exons: 2
Coding region: 1-3072 (1023 amino acids)
Biological process (GO): nuclear-transcribed mRNA catabolic process, nonsense-mediated decay
Cellular component (GO): cytoplasm; exon-exon junction complex
Molecular function (GO): protein binding; RNA binding
Source: RefSeq, a predicted model, not a curated record